Messenger RNA from Enterobius vermicularis (human pinworm), 1176 nucleotides. Lineage: Eukaryota; Metazoa; Nematoda; Chromadorea; Rhabditida; Oxyuridae. The record is from the annotation of a GenBank genome assembly.
AUGACGGCUUUCAGACCAACCAUUUUUGCAAAUUUUAGGCCAUCAAGGUUAUUUCAGAUUAAAGCCUUCAUAUUCUCUCAGAUGCUGCUGCAUUGUUUUUUCCUGUUGUUUGGUAUGCUUGUGCUUCGGAAAACUAUACACGCUAUUAAUGCCGUGAAUUACGUCCGAUCAAACAGCUAUACGAUGUCGCCUGAGGCCAUUGGUGCGUCACCACAGUUCAAGGAACUCAUAUUCGCUUUAGAAUCUGAAUAUAUAAAGCCUCCAGCAUUUUUUCUGCUAAAUCAACACGCGCUUAACAUGACCUUCAAUUUCUUAUGCAGUACUGAAAGGCUCGGUGUCCAUGAAAGGUUCAUAUUUGUAACGCUAGACCCGGUAGCGAAAGACGUUUUGAUGAAACACUGGCCCAAGAUCCGUCAGCUGUAUUUACCUGUCCCAAGUCUCUUUCACCCGUUUAGCUUCGCUGAGAGCGCCUACCAAGCACUAUAUUAUUUAAGAGCCAGUUUAGCUGUUUCUCUACUUCGAAACGGAAAAUCGUUUUGGAUGAUGCAGCAGGACACGUUUUGGAGGGCUAAUCUUUUUGAUCUAGAUUUGGAGGAUAAUCCACGGUACGAUGCUCUUUUCGAUCAAAUCGGUGAUGGAGAAAACUCAGAAAGAGCUCAAUGGAUAAAUGGAGCAAACUUCUUUAUAAAAGCUGACAAUGGGACACUGCAAUUCUUUGAGUACCUAGCAAAGAAGCUGAAGAACUGGUACACCCCAGACAUGGGAGUGAUGAUACAUCAGUGUCACACCUGGGAAAAACCAAAGUGCGCAUACAUCCCACACAAGAUCGCUCAUUCUUGGGAAUGGAUGUUCACUGAUCAGCGGGACCCUCCGUACAUAAUUCAGCUUGACUGUGAGACAAACGGAAAAUCGAAGUUGAUGGAAUUAGCGAAAUAUGGCUUUUACUUUAUGAAUGACGACGAUAACCGUCUCUGUAACCAAACUGCUGUAGAAAUAAUCCGCCAAAGAAUGACUGAAGGGAAAAUUCAGACCAGAGAGACGCCGAAUAGUUGGGGUCGCUUCCAAUUCAAAAUAUACUGGCGAAUAGUUGAUCAUAUGCUUUCAAUCCCCAUCAUUGGGGCUUCCCUAAAGCCCUAUCUGGCAUCGGCUGGAUACCUUUUAAUGAUAACUAUUUAG